Molecule: messenger RNA, 1839 nt
Organism: Linnemannia hyalina
Lineage: Eukaryota; Fungi; Mortierellomycota; Mortierellomycetes; Mortierellales; Mortierellaceae
Source: the annotation of a GenBank genome assembly
AUGCCAUACGACCCUACCUCGCAGUCGAACAUCGACGAGCUCAAGACAAACCAUAUCCACCUCGACCUCACCGUCGACUUUAGCGCAAAGACCCUGACUGGUUCUGCCGAGCUCGAGCUGGAAGCUAUCACCGACAAAGUCUCCAAGGUCGUUCUCGACACCAGCUAUAUCGACGUCCGCUCUGUCUCAUCUAAUGGAAAAGCACUCCAAUUCGACUUGGCCAAGCGCCAUGAAAAGUACGGGUCGGCAUUGACGAUUACAUUGGGAACGACACUUUCCAAGGGCACCAAGACCAAGGUGAACGUCGAAUAUGCAACCACCCAGGAUUGCACCGCUUGCCAGUGGCUGGAACCCAGCCAGACUGUAGGCAAGAAGCACCCUUACCUUUUCACUCAGUGCCAGGCGAUCCAUGCGCGAUCACUCUUGCCCUGCCAGGACAGCCCUUCGGUCAAAUUGACCUACAGCGCCAACAUCACCACCCCUCUGCGCGCCGUCAUGUCUGCUGUCCCUACCGGAGAGGAUAAGCAUGCUGCUGGUGACAAGACCACAUUCAAGUUUGAGCAGAAGCAGCGGAUUCCUUCGUAUCUGAUUGCGCUUGCUGUUGGAAACUUGAAGGAACGUGAAAUCGGACCUCGCUCAACUGUUUGGACCGAGCCUGAGGUCCUGGAGGCUGCAGCUUGGGAGUUUGUUGACACUGAGAACUUUAUCCGGACUGGAGAGGAGCUUUUGACACCCUAUGAUUGGGGUCGGUAUGACCUUUUGGUUCUCCCUGCUUCGUUCCCCUAUGGUGGUAUGGAGAACCCCUGUUUGACGUUUGUUACACCUUCGCUGUUGGCUGGUGAUCGGUCGCUGGUUGAUGUUGUUGCUCAUGAGAUUGCGCACAGCUGGAUGGGUAACUUGGUCACCACCGAGAACUGGGAGCACUUCUGGUUAAACGAGGGAUUCACUGUGUUUGUGGAGCGCAAGAUCCUGGGACGUAUGAGGGGCAAGGCGCACAGCGAUUUCAGUGCCAUCUUGGGCAAAAAGUCCUUGCAGGAGAGUGUUAACCUCUAUGGACAGGAUCACCCCUUCACCGCCCUUCGUCCUUGCCUCCGCGGCGAGGAUCCCGAUGAUUCUUUCUCUCGUGUUCCCUAUGAGAAGGGAUUCAACUUGUUAUACUACUUGGAGAACCAUUUGGGUGGCGCCGAGGUCUUUGAGCCUUACCUGCGUGCUCAUGUCCAAGAGUUUGCAGGACGUUCGAUCAACACGGAUGAUUGGAAGGCUUUCUUGUACUCGUUUAUGGAAAAGACCUUUGGCCAGGAGAAGGUCGAUCUCUUGAACAAGGUUGACUGGGAGGCCUGGUUGGCCGGCACCGGCAUGCCCCCAGUGGAUAACAAGUUUGACGACACGCUCGCAAAGGCAUGCACAUGCCUCUGCAAGAAAUGGGACGACUCCCGCCACACAAACCCACCUACAGGAUUCUCCACCGAAGAUAUCAAGGAUUUUUCAUCAACCCAAAAAGUCGUCUUUCUGGAAAAUGCCACUGAACUGGUCCCCUUGCCCCACGGGCAUUUGGACACGAUGGACAAACUCUAUGAACUGACGAACGUUCGCAACUCGGAGAUCCGCCUGCGUUGGCAUCUGUUAUGCUUGAAGGCUGAUUAUGAAAAGAUCUAUCCGGAAGUUGUCGCGUUCGCGUCGUCUAUGGGCCGGAUGAAGAUGUGUCGACCUUUACUUCGGUCGCUUUACAAGGCCAAGAACGGUGCUGAACUGGCACGGGAAACAUUCAUCAAGCACAGAUCGUUCUUCCACCCCAUCGCAGCCGCCAUGAUCGCCAAGGACCUCGGUCUCUCCAAGUAA